UCAAAUUUCAGGUGCGAGAGGGAGUCGAUUGUGUCAUUGGUGAGUCGGUGCCGAAUGGAGGCAAUUGAAGCAAGAACCAUAUGGUUGUAGGAUUGGGCUGGUGGUAUGUACAGGAAGAUUUUGAUGAGGAUGAGGAUGAGGAUGAGGAUGAUGAAUGCAACUCGGAAGGUGGUAGUAGGAUGGGCGAAAGAAUAUAAAAGAUAUUUAUCCACCACCACCACGAACCAAAUAUUAUUGUCUCCACCACUUGUCUCUGUCGACCUUCCAGAAAUUUGGGGUUCCACUUCCACCCUCUAUCAUCACCAUCCCUCCCAAAGUCCUGUAUCUCACGCAAAAAUAAUUAAUGGAAAGUCUAUUGCUGAGGAAAUCACAUCAAGAGUAGCCUCUAACGUAAAAAGGAUGAAAGAGUCCAUUGGCAAAGUUCCUGGUUUGGCUGUAAUUUUGGUGGGCCAAAGAAGGGACUCAUUGACUUAUGUUCGUAACAAGAUAAAAGCUUGUGAAGAAGCUGGAAUCAAAUCUGUGGUGGCAGAAUUUCCUGACUCUUGUGCCGAAGAGGAUAUUAUGACUUCCUUGUCAAAGUUUAAUGAGGAUCCCUCAGUUCAUGGUAUCCUUGUGCAGCUUCCUUUGCCAGAGUUGGAAUACUAUCUUGAAUUUUACAAGAGAACCCUCUAUGUUCUGCAAAUGACUUGUAAAAGUUUCCUGGUACAGCAUUUGGAUGAGGAGAAGAUUUUGAAUCUGGUGAGUUUAGAAAAAGACGUGGAUGGCUUCCAUCCAAUAAAUAUGGGGAAUCUCUCCAUGAGAGGAAGGGAACCGCUCUUUGUUCCCUGCACACCUAAAGGUUGCCUUGAGUUAUUGCUUCGAUCUGGCGUGGAAAUAGUGGGAAAGAAGGCAGUAGUGAUUGGGAGAAGCAACAUUGUAGGAUUGCCUAUAGCAUUACUACUGCAGAGGCACCAUGCAACCGUCACCAUAGUACAUGCUUGCACGAAGAAUCCUGAACGGAUCACAUGCGAAGCUGACAUAGUAGUCACAGCAGCUGGGGUACCUAGUCUGAUUCGUAGCAGUUGGCUGAAGCCGGGUGCAGUUGUUAUUGAUGUUGGGACUUGUCCAGUUGAGGAUCCCAGCGCAGAGUAUGGAUACCGUCUUGUAGGAGAUGUAUGCUAUGAAGAAGCAUUGAGUAUAGUAUCUGCAGUGACUCCAGUACCCGGAGGAGUUGGACCAAUGACAAUUGCCAUGCUUCUGUGCAACACUCUUGAUUCUGCCAAACGGCUGUAUGGCUUUACGUGACCAGCAGGUCUCAUUAUGAAUGGCUCGCAAUUUAUUUAAUAUCUACAAAGCUUUAGCUCGGUUGUAUUUUACGGUUUCUUCUCAUCAUUUUUGCAGUCCCCAUCUUACCUUAACAAUCAACUAGGGAGUAAGGACUUUUUUGUCUCAUUAUUUAUUCUUUUUGCUUUCAUUUUCUAAAUAAUUGGUAAAUUGCAAAAGCAAAUUAUUAGGAAACAAAAUCACUUCUUUA
This is a messenger RNA of Gossypium raimondii (Peruvian cotton), 1513 nucleotides long. Its product is annotated as bifunctional protein FolD 1, mitochondrial. Gene Ontology annotation, cellular component: cytosol. Gene Ontology annotation, molecular function: methylenetetrahydrofolate dehydrogenase (NADP+) activity; methenyltetrahydrofolate cyclohydrolase activity. The transcript has 5 exons. Bases 106 to 1284 code for a protein of 392 amino acids. Lineage: Eukaryota; Viridiplantae; Streptophyta; Magnoliopsida; Malvales; Malvaceae. Gene Ontology annotation, biological process: tetrahydrofolate interconversion. The record is from RefSeq and is a predicted model, not a curated record.